UUGUAAAAAAAAAAUGCAUUUACAGACAGCCGAGUAUGAUUUAUCGUCGCACGCGGACGUGUAUGAACCCAGCGAGGACAGUUUUUUGUUUCUGGACGCAUUAGAAGAGGAGUUUGGCAAUUUAGUUGAUCUCAAACCAUUGAAUAUCGUUGAAAUUGGCUCGGGGAGCGGAGUUAUUAUAACUUCUUUGGCCAAAGCUUUGAAGAACGCAAACUUUUUCGCUGUCGACAUCAACAUGAGUGCGUGCAAAGCAACGCAGAUGACGGGCGAGUUGAAUGCGACUGCGAUCCAACCGCUCUGCAUGGAUUUGUUGGGGCAAUUCAAAGAAAACAUGUUCGAUGUGAUUGUAUUCAAUCCGCCGUACGUUGUAACGGAUUCUGAAGAACUUUGCGGAAAUGGCAUUAACAGAGCGUGGGCUGGAGGUAAAGACGGUAGAGAAAUAAUUGAUAAACUGUUACCAAAAAUUCCAAAUAUUUUAAGUUGCAAAGGAAUCUUCUAUUUGCUUCUAUUAAAAGAAAACAAACCCAAAGAGGUUAUAGAUUUUAUGUUCACCUUAGGAUUUGCCCACAAGAUUAUUAAAGAGCGUAAAUUGCUUGGAGAAUAUUUAUACAUUGUUAAGUUUAAUAAAUAAAUAUCUUCGUUUUGAA
This is a messenger RNA of Nicrophorus vespilloides, 647 nucleotides long. RefSeq names its product hemK methyltransferase family member 2 (gene HemK2). Gene Ontology annotation, molecular function: protein methyltransferase activity; nucleic acid binding; S-adenosylmethionine-dependent methyltransferase activity. The record is from RefSeq and is a predicted model, not a curated record. The transcript has a single exon. Gene Ontology annotation, cellular component: eRF1 methyltransferase complex. Gene Ontology annotation, biological process: methylation. Bases 14 to 631 code for a protein of 205 amino acids. Lineage: Eukaryota; Metazoa; Arthropoda; Insecta; Coleoptera; Silphidae.